This is a messenger RNA of Guillardia theta CCMP2712, 758 nucleotides long. RefSeq lists its product as hypothetical. The transcript is spliced from 3 exons. NCBI's taxonomy places the organism in Eukaryota, Cryptophyceae, Pyrenomonadales, Geminigeraceae. The annotation marks the transcript as partial. The record is from RefSeq and is a predicted model, not a curated record.
CAAAAAUCGCUAAUGGGCGGAGGGAGGAUGGGGUACUGACGGCAAGCCAAGCUCCUCCCCUGCGUCGAUCGUUCUGGUUGGAGGGAGACAGCGAGCUUCAAGGAAGAAGCAGAACCACAUACCAGGGCAAAGGCAGGGACUUGGGGAGGGACAAGACGCUGAGGCCGAGGUAGUAGCAGGAGGAACGGGAAUAGCACAGCGAUUUUGACGACGAUUCACCAGCCAUGAUCGAUAGGCCGGUGAGGUUUCCGAUGCCCUCCUGGCGCUUUUUUAUCCUGCUGGUACUGCUGACGCUGUGCCAAUCGGGAGUGAGAGUGAAAUCCAUGACGACAUGGGUGCGGAGGUCAGACGCAAGGAAUCUGUUGCAAGACAUUGAGAAGGAUGUUUGCAAUGGACUCUGGUUCGACUUUCGCUACCUGAUAGGGAGGACGUAUGAAAGCCUCUACGGGCCCUACGUGCUUUUUGAAGACGAAAAGACAACUUUCAAGCCAUUGGAGAAUGCUUCAUUUUGUUCCAUAUUGAGCUUUGCUGGAGUCAAUUGCGAUCCCAUGAACGAGUUGGAAGGGAUCAACAGGAUAGUCGACAGCAACCAGUGCUCCCUGAUAUUCAAGUACCUCCAGAGGCAUCUGAACAUGCACAAGAUCAACCGGUGGCUCGAGUUAUCUUCAUGUGCAGCAGAGAUGCACUCAACUGAAGUUGUCGGCGACAAGAAUCUCGAGAUGGUGAAGUUCGAGCUCUCAAGGCAUAUGAUGAGCUAC